CCUCGACAAAUUGCAUUCCUCUAUACGGGACGACCACCCCCCGACAAACGCCCGCACUGCGCAAGUUUACCGUACCUUGGUAGAUAAUGGCCGUCUCCAUGCUUCACGCUCCCUCCAGAGCUUCGACUUCGUCCUCGUCGUCCUUCAUACCCGUCUCGCGCCAGAACACAAUGUCUUCGCACGAUGGCUCGCGCUCGGUGCGACAGUCAAAGCGCUACUCCGUCACUGCCCUGUACCUGUCUAUUUCCGCGAAGGAGAAGGAAUUGGAGAUCGAGGACGACCUCGCAAAGGCGCAAAAAAUCCUACGGGAACUAAAAUCGAAGAUAUCCUCGCAAUCGAAGAAGAAUUUCGUGUUGGAGAAGGACGUCAGAUAUCUCGAUUCGCGGAUAGCGUUGCUUAUCCAAAACCGUAUGGCGUUGGAAGAGCAAAACGAGGUAGCUAACCAUCUCGAUGAAGCUGCUGACCUGCAAGAAGGUUUCUUCCCGAACGACGAGAAGACGCAAAAAUACGGAAAUCUACUCUUCCUCCUACAGUCCGAGCCUAGACAUAUCGCCCAUCUCUGCCGCCUGGUCACCAUGGCUGAGAUUGACUCGCUCCUACAAACUGUCAUGUUCACAAUUUAUGGAAAUCAGUAUGAGAGCCGCGAGGAGCACUUAUUAUUGACCAUGUUUCAGUCCGUUCUCACCUAUCAAUUCGAUAACACCCCUGACUACUCUUCCCUACUACGCGCAAAUACCCCCGUUUCACGAAUGAUGACCACAUACACGCGCCGAGGACCCGGACAGAGCUACCUCAAGGUUGUACUGGCUGAGAGGAUCAAUUCCCUCAUCGAAAUGAAGGACAUGGACCUCGAAAUCAAUCCUCUAAAGGUCUACGAGAAGAUGUUAAUGGACCAUGAGGACCAACACGGCAAACCCCCUGCCGACAUGCCAAAGGGCGUGACCGCUGAACAGGCAGCCGAACAUCCACGGGUGCAGCAGGCUAUCGAACCACGUGUUGCCUCGCUGAUGGAGAUUGCCAACGCAUUCUUGGACACCAUCAUAAGAGGCUUAGAAGAGACCCCGUACGGCAUCCGAUGGAUCUGCAAGCAGAUCCGAAGCUUGUCGAAACGAAAAUACCCGGAUGCACAGGACCAGACAAUCUGCACCCUUAUCGGAGGAUUCUUCUUUCUCCGAUUCAUCAAUCCGGCAAUCGUGACACCGAGGUCAUACAUGCUGAUCGACGCCACCCCGGCAGAGAACCCUAAGCGUACCCUAACCUAUGUUGCCAAGAUGCUCCAAAACCUGGCCAAUAAGCCGUCAUACGCCAAGGAGCCGUACAUGGUCAAACUGCAGCCUUUCAUCCAGCAUAACAAAGAGCGGAUCAACAAGUUCAUGCUGGAUUUGUGCGAAGUCCAAGAUUUCUACGAAACUCUAGAAAUGGACAACUAUGUGGCACUUUCUAAGAGAGAUCUGGAACUAUCCAUCACUCUCAAUGAAGUCUAUGCCACGCAUGCGCUCUUGGACAGGCAUGCCGCUGAGCUGGCAAAAGAUGAAAGCUCUCAUUUGGGCGUCAUAUUGCAAGAACUCGGUCCAGCUCCUCCACAGCUGCCACGAAAAGAGAACAGGGCCAUCAAUCUGCCACUUUUCAGCAAGUGGGAGACACCGCUGGAUGAUCUUACCGCGGCUCUGGACAUUACGCAAGAGGAGAUUUUCUUCAUGGAGGCCAAGUCCACAUUCGUCAUGAUUUUGCGAACUCUACCGGCCAACACAUCCGUGACUCGGAGGCCUCUCCGACUUGACCGAGUUGCUGACGCUGCCGCGACUACGAAGAACGAUUCGGUCAUGGUGAAGAAGGGCAUCAGGAGCAUGGAGCUGCUGAGCCAGCUACAAGAACUUGGCGUAAUUGACAAGGAUGACGGCUUCGCGUUACUCCGGGACGAGGUCGAGCAAGAACUCGUACAUUUAGGAUCCAUGAAGGACAAGGUCGUAGAAGAGACCAAGAAGCUUGAGGAGGUUUUCCGCACCAUCCGCGACCACAAUGCGUACCUCGUCGGCCAACUCGAAACCUACAAGUCUUACCUCCACAACGUGCGAAGUCAGUCCGAGGGCAAGACCAGGAAACAGCAGAAGCACCAAGUACUCGGACCUUACAAGUUCACGCACCAACAGCUAGAGAAGGAAGGCGUUAUCCAGAAAAGCAACGUGCCCGAAAACCGAAGAGCCAACAUCUACUUCAAUUUCACCAGUCCCCUACCUGGUACAUUUGUCAUCUCGCUGCAUUACAAGGGACGAAACCGCGGCCUGCUCGAACUCGACCUCAAACUUGACGAUCUCCUCGAAAUGCAGAAGGACAACCAGGAAGACCUGGACCUCGAGUACGUGCAGUUCAACGUGACGAAAGUGCUUGUCCUCCUCAACAAGCGGUUUGCGCGGAAGAAGGGGUGGUGAUUUCGAUUUCGGUGACGGGCCCUUCGACGACACCGAGAGAGAGAAAGGUCGGAACUGUCAGGAAGAUGUUUGAUGUCAUUUACGCC
Messenger RNA from Mytilinidion resinicola, 2515 nucleotides. RefSeq names its product Rho GTPase activation protein. Gene Ontology annotation, molecular function: GTPase activator activity; protein binding. Gene Ontology annotation, cellular component: cell cortex. The transcript has 6 exons. NCBI's taxonomy places the organism in Eukaryota, Fungi, Ascomycota, Dothideomycetes, Mytilinidiales, Mytilinidiaceae. Bases 87 to 2429 code for a protein of 780 amino acids. Gene Ontology annotation, biological process: regulation of GTPase activity; regulation of actin cytoskeleton organization. The record is from RefSeq and is a predicted model, not a curated record.